UCACAAGCACUGCGCCGCGUCUCCUUUUGCGCAGGAAAAGUUUCCAGAUGAGGAAGGAAAACUCCAGAUGAAACGACUGAGAUCUGUGGGACAAACUGCUGUAAAGAUGGAGUUUAUUAAAGAAGAGAGUGAAGACAUCAGUAUUACACAAACAUGUGGGAUAAAAACUGAAGAUACUGAAGAACAAAUAGAUCUGUUGGAGCUGAAAGAGGAAAGUAAAGAACUGAAUGAAGUGGAGGAGAAACAUCAGUAUCACAAACCUGAUCAUUUUCAAACAGAAGAACAACAUUUUAUUCGCUCACAAUCUGGAAGGGAUUUUUCACAAAAAAGAACUCUAAGAACAGGAGCCAAAAAAGAAUUCACCUGUCCUCAGUGUGGAAAGAGUUUCAUGCUUAAAGGAAACCUUAAGAGUCACAGAAGAAUUCACUCUGGAGAGAAGCCUUUCACAUGUCAUCAGUGUGGAAAGAGUUACACACACAAAGAAAACCUUAAUCGUCACAUGAGAAUUCACUCUGGAGAGAAGCCUUUCACUUGCCAUCUGUGUGGAAAGACUUUCACUCGUAAAAGAGGCCUUCAGAUUCACAUCAAAAUUCACUUAGGAGAGAAGCCUUUCACAUGUCAUCAGUGUGGAAAGAGUUUCAGUCAAAAGGAACACCUUAAGAAUCACAUAAGAAUUCACACCGGAGAGAAGCCUUUCACAUGUCAUCAGUGUGGGAAGAGUUUCACAGAGAAAGGGACCCUUAAAAAUCACAUAAAAAUUCAUACUGGAGAGAGAAGUUUUGUAUGUCAUCAGUGUGGGAAGAGUUUUACAGAGAAAGGGAAACUAAAUAGACACAUAAGAAUUCAUACUGGAGAGAAGCCUUUCACAUGCCAUCAGUGUGGAAAGAGUUACACAGAGAAGGGAACCCUUAAGAAUCACAUAAAAAUUCAUACUGGAGAAAGAAGUUUUGUAUGCCAUCAGUUUAAAUAAAACAGGACACCUAAACAAUCAGACAAGCCCUCUCACAUGCCAUCAGUGUGAGAGUUAGGGCCCCGGCAGACUCACAAAGAAGUUCUUAUUCGUUCUUCGCUCAGAGCCAAAAAGAAGUUCGAAACAGCUGAGCAACAGCAUACUGUUUGCAAAUGUUGAGUAGAUAAUGCUUAAUUUAUAUUUUUUAUGAUGACACAUGUAUGGGUGGGUGUAUAAAAGAGUGUUAAUGAUCAGAAUACAGACAAAAGAAUGACAAUAAGAGGCAUUUCUCACUUUGGGCAGAUGUGUGAAUGGAUUUCGGCUACAGACGGCACAUGAGUGAAGCAGCAUAUCAAACAACAGAGUGAAUAGGCACUAAAGUGUAUUUGUGUAGAUUUUUUUUUUUU
This is a messenger RNA of Myxocyprinus asiaticus (Chinese sucker), 1356 nucleotides long. Its product is annotated as gastrula zinc finger protein XlCGF8.2DB-like. Lineage: Eukaryota; Metazoa; Chordata; Actinopteri; Cypriniformes; Catostomidae. Gene Ontology annotation, biological process: regulation of transcription by RNA polymerase II. Gene Ontology annotation, molecular function: DNA-binding transcription factor activity; RNA polymerase II cis-regulatory region sequence-specific DNA binding. The record is from RefSeq and is a predicted model, not a curated record. The coding region runs from base 68 to 970 and encodes 300 amino acids. The transcript has 3 exons.